Molecule: messenger RNA, 1210 nt
Organism: Pelagomonas calceolata
Lineage: Eukaryota; Pelagophyceae; Pelagomonadales; Pelagomonadaceae
Source: the annotation of a GenBank genome assembly
AUAAAAACGGGUUUUUCAAGCCGAGUCAAGCCGCCGCGCAAGCCAAUAACGCACCGCAAAACGCAAGAUGAUCCUCACAACAUGCGCCGCCUGCGCCGCCCCACUGGCCCACAACGCGCCGCGAUGCGUUAGAUGUAAAUUGAGGUACUGCAACGCCACUUGCCAGCAUGACCACUGGCGCCGCGGCCACAAGCAGAUGUGUAAGAAAAUACACCGCGGCGGCAACGCAGAACAGUAUAAUGCAGACAAGAAAUACAAGGAGGCCGUCGCGGAGGCCGUCGAGGCGUGCGCGGACGACACCAAGGGCCAGACGUGCUACAUCUGCACGCAGGCCCUCCAUUGGAAAACGAAGGAGGGCCUCGUGCGCAUGUGCGCGUGCCGCGGGACGGCGGGAUUCGCGCACGUGUCGUGCUUGGCGGAGCAGGCGAAGAUUUUGAUGGACGAGGCCGAGGCGAACAAUUUGGACUGGGACGCGAGGAAUGCGAGAUUCUGGCGAUGGCACGCGUGCGGCCUGUGCGAGCAACAAUACCAUGGCCUCGUGUACUGCGCGCUCGGGUGGGGGUGCUGGAAGACGUACUUAGGGCGGCCGGAGACGGACCAGAUUCGGAGCAUGGCGAUGAACCAGCUUGGGAACGGUUUACUCGAAGCAGACCACCACGAGGACGCGUGCUCCGUGCAAGAGGCUCAGUUAUCGACGCUGCGGCACUUUACCGAUACAGAGAUGUCAGAGAACAACAUUCUCGCCAUGCAGAACAAUCUUGCGGCCACGUAUGGAAAUCUGGGACGGUACGAAGAUGCCUUGCGGAUGCAACGAGACGUACACUCCGGACGGUUGAAGCUGUUGGGCGCGGAACAUAACCGUACCAUGUCGGCAGCCACCAACUACGCAAUGACACUAAAACGUCUAGGACACUUCGAAGAAGCUAGGUCAGUGCUCCGCAAAACGAUUCCCGUGGCGCGGCGCGUUCUCGGGGAGUCGCAUAUCUUCACGCUCCAGAUGAAGUCAGUCUACGCGGAGGCGCUCUGCGCGGACCACAGCGCCACGCUCGACGAUCUCCGCGAGGGUGUGACGACGCUCGAGGAGACAGAACCGACGGCGCGGCGCGUACUCGGCGGCGCACACCCGCUGGUAGGGACGAUUGAGAGUGACUUGCGAAACGCGAAAGCCUUGCUCCGCGCACGCGCGGGGAGCGCCUAAAAACCAAGAGCA